Messenger RNA from Phodopus roborovskii (desert hamster), 3027 nucleotides. It is a transcript of the gene C5ar2, whose product is annotated as complement C5a receptor 2. Bases 163 to 1191 code for a protein of 342 amino acids. NCBI's taxonomy places the organism in Eukaryota, Metazoa, Chordata, Mammalia, Rodentia, Cricetidae. Gene Ontology annotation, cellular component: plasma membrane. Gene Ontology annotation, biological process: complement receptor mediated signaling pathway; phospholipase C-activating G protein-coupled receptor signaling pathway; positive regulation of cytosolic calcium ion concentration. The record is from RefSeq and is a predicted model, not a curated record. The transcript has 2 exons. Gene Ontology annotation, molecular function: complement component C5a receptor activity; G protein-coupled receptor activity.
CAGGGGAACGGUUCAGGUCAGAUCGCUGAGACUCGCCAACAACUGUCUCUGUUGGAAAGAGACCCUGAGCCUCCCAGCAGCUGCUGUGGCCUGUCUGCUGUGCUCGUGAGUGGCAUUUGGCCAAUUUGGGACCAGUUGGAAGAGAAGGUGACUGGGGCCAGGAUGAUGAAUUAUACCAUCGGCUACGAAGACGAUUAUGACUAUGAUUUCGAACUUUACCACGACUUGCCGGAUGUCCCCGUAGACUGCCCAGCCGGCAAUUGCUUCUCUAGUGACAUCUACAUCAUAUUCCUGCUUCUGCUGUAUGCAGCCAUAUUCCUGGUGGGUGUGCCAGGCAACGCCUUGGCGGCUUGGGUGACCUGGAGAGAGUCCCGCCACAGGCUGGGGGCCUCUUGGUUCCUGCACCUGGCCGUAGCUGACUUGCUUUGCUGUGUGUCUUUGCCCUUCCUGGCUGUGCCCAUCGCCCAAAAGGGUCACUGGCCAUACGGGGCAGCAGGCUGCUGGCUGCUUUCCUCAGUGACCGCUCUGUCUAUGUACGCCAGCGUGUUCCUCCUGACUGCUCUCAGCGCUGACCUCUUCCUACUGGCUUUCAGGCCCUCCUGGAAGGCUGCUGAUCACCGGGCACUCGGGGUGCGGCUGGCCCAGGUCUCUUCCUGGAUGCUGGCCCUGCUGCUGACGGUGCCCUCCGCAGUCUACCGUAAGCUUCGCCGGGAGCACUUUCCCUCACAGCUAGUGUGUGGCACUGACUACGGGGGUUCGGUAGCUGCAGAGGCCACCAUCACUGCCGCUCGGUUUCUCUUCGGCUUCCUGGGGCCAUUGGUGUUCAUGGCCAUUUGCCACAGCAUCCUCCAACGGCAGUUGACCCGACGUCACUGGCCGCUGGGCACAGCGGUCGUGGUAGGGUUUUUCAUCUGCUGGACCCCUUACCACAUCCUGAGGGUGAUAAUUGCAGUGGCUGCGCCGUUCUCCUUACUUCUUGCGCGGGUCUUGUUUGCCGAGCCUCUGAUUACAGGCCUGGCCCUUGCUCACAGCGCCCUCAAUCCUAUAAUGUUUUUGUAUUUCGGAAGGAAACAGCUCUGUCAGUCACUCCAGGCUGCAUAUCACUGGGCCCUAAGGGAUCCACAGGAUGAAGAAACUGUGACGAGCAAGGUAUCCACCAGCCAUGAGGCGGCAUCUGAGGUGGCGGUGUAGCCAAGAGGGAUUUGAACUUCCUAGGCCAUUUCACAAUCUGUGUAGCUUCAGGCAUGCCUGGGUCCAGGAGCUCAGUGGCAGCUUUUGUCCUUCAUUCAAUAAACAUUCAUCGUGCACUGGCUUUUGCAAAGCCCUGAUAGACGGGUGUGGCAGUGGCUAGAACCAAUUCCUGCCCCCCAGGAAUGAGCACUUUGCUGACGAAGACGGAUAGGAAGGACGCGUUGAAGGAUUAUGGAAUACGUCAAGGGGGAGAUGUCCCAUAGAACCUAUAGAGGGCGCUGCUGUACGAACAAGAGGUGUAGGCGCUGGAGCCCCAGCAUACCUAUAACCCCAUAUAACCCCAGCACUGAGGGGAUAGGUGGUCCCUGGAGGGGGGGUCCUCUGGCCAGCCUGUCUAGCCCAGUCAGCAAGCAACAGUGAGAGGCCCCGUCUCAAAAAAUAGAGUGGAGUGGGCACGGGGACGAUACCUUUAACUGCAGCAUUUGGGAGGCAGAGGCAGGUGGGUCUCUGUGACUUUUAGGCCAUCCUGAUCUACAGAGCGAGUUCCAGGUGGGGAGAACUAGAUGAAGAUAUCCAACCUUGCCCUUAGGCUUACACACACGCGCACAUGCACACACAUGCACUCAUGCACACACGAGGUCGGUCAGCCUGGAUCAGCCAGGCUAGCUAGCAUCCUGAGAAAAAGGUAACGGCUGAGCCAAAAUCUGAAUAACGGAGAGAGGAUCCACGCCUAAAUCUGACGAACUAUUCCAAACAGACAGAGCAAGUGCAAAGGCCUUGCCCCUGUGUGCCUCCUCCAAGAAGCCCUUCCUGACUGGCUUCCUCCCAGGGACAAGAUCUCCUCCUUCCUUACAAUCUCUUUAACACAAAUGCCCAGAUAAACUACAAAUUCCACAAAGAUGAGAGCUGGACUUAAUGCGUCUUUAAAAUUUUGUAUUAUGUGUAAUUAUUGUCUGUGCCAGGAAGGGGAAGGGUUAGUGUGUGUAUCUGUGUGUGUGUCACGUUGGUCCCAAGCCUUGAACUCCAGUUGUCAGGCUUGGCUGCAAGAACCUUUACCCGCCUCUCACCAGCCUCUCAGCAUUUGCAGCCUUAUCUCUUCUCCCAUCCCCUGGCUUAGUGUGGGAGUCAUUUUCUGUUAGUUUGUUUCUGAGGAUCUUAAGCAAUUUUAUUUAAAAAAAAAUAGAGGAAUACAUUGUAUCUUGAGCCGAUUCGCACCCUUCCCUGAGGUUUGCAGGAUUUCAACACCUGUGGUAUACCGUGUCCGCAAAUUCUCCUCCACAAAUCUGUAGGGUUUGGUUUUGGUCUUGGUUAUAUUUCUUUAUUUGUUUGAGAUAGGGUCUCAUGAAGCUCAGGCUGGCUUUGAACUUGAUAUGAAGCUAAGGACGACCUUCAGCAUCUCCUGAGUGUUAGGAUUAUAGCUCUGCAUUACCACACCUGAUUCAAGUGGUCCUGAGGAUCACAUGAUCAUGGCUGCUAGGCAGCCAGGGAUUCCAGGCAGAUGCCCAGUGCUCAGACAUGUUUCCAGCAUGCUUCCUUCUCACUGGGGGAUUCUAGGCUGAUGUCCUUGUACUGAGCACCACCCCCAAACCUCUUUGAACAAUGUAUACCUUGAACAAUGUAUACACCUGUCUGAAAAGUUCAGAGAGUUUCUGUUAAUUUACUGGGACCAGGUAGCCUUUUCAGAAAGGCCUUUCUCCAUUUUUUUUCUUAUAAGACAUAUUUUGAAAGUUUCCAUUUAAAUUCUUUGGCCUUUAAAAAAAAAUGAAGGAGAAAUUUCAUGACAGCUUCUAAAUGUAUUUCUGUGCAAUUAUACAUUAAAAAAAUCUCUUGAUAUUA